This is a messenger RNA of Megachile rotundata (alfalfa leafcutting bee), 5239 nucleotides long. RefSeq names its product AFG3 like matrix AAA peptidase subunit 2 (gene Afg3l2). Gene Ontology annotation, molecular function: metalloendopeptidase activity; ATP binding; ATP-dependent peptidase activity. The record is from RefSeq and is a predicted model, not a curated record. Gene Ontology annotation, biological process: mitochondrial protein processing. Gene Ontology annotation, cellular component: membrane; m-AAA complex. NCBI's taxonomy places the organism in Eukaryota, Metazoa, Arthropoda, Insecta, Hymenoptera, Megachilidae.
GAAAGCUAAAAAUACGCUUCUGUAUUCAGGAUCAUGUGUUUGCUAGUAAAUUUAAUUGCACCAUAUGAAAUUAAUGUGAUAUAGCAUGUCAAAAUAUAUAGAUUAGUUUCCAUAUGAGGAAGGGUUACUAGCCAAAGUAACUCGCUAAAAUAGUUGUACAAACGUCCACUAGUAUGUAUUGCGCGCUGUGAUGAACAGUAAAGAGUAAGGUUGGGGAUAUUUGUUGGAACAGUGUUUUAUGACCGGUAAUCUGUUGUAGGAAAGAAGUGGAAGUACAAAAUUUCAUCAUAUUACGUGAUAAUUGAAAAAAUAUAAAAAAAUAUGGCACACCAGCUGUUAUCUUCAACACGUAAAUUAGAAAGAUUUGUUUUAAAUUCCAUUUACAAAAAUGCCAAUAUAUUUCAGUUAAGGAGAUACUUAUCAUUGAUUAGAAAUGGCAAUGAAACAACUACCAUUGAACGGUUACAAAAACAGUGGAAAUUGUGGAGUAAACUUCCAAAAGGAUUUGAAGAAUUCUAUAAAUCACCUGGAAGUAAUACCACUAAAACAACUGAAAAAGUUGCACAGAAAGUUAAAAAUGGAUCAUCUAAAGAAGCAGCUGGUUCAAAAUCAUCUGUACCUCCAGCUCAGAAACCAUCUCUUGGUUCUUUAGGCUCUGAAAAACAGGAUUUUAAACGAGACUUUCAAUGGGACUUUAAAUGGGCUGGAGGCAAUAGUCCAUUUCCGAGCAAUAAUAAUGAAAAGAUGCUUAUUAUGGGUUUUAUAUUCUCAGUUACUGCUUAUUUAUACAUGAAUUAUAGAACAAAUGCUACAACAGAAAUCACAUGGAGAGAAUUCAUAACCAAUUAUUUAAACAAAGGAAUUGUGAAUAAGGUAGAAGUUAUUAAUAAACAGUGGGUUCGUGUAAAGUUAAUACCUGGGCAUGCAGAGGAAGGAAAAGACGUUUUGUGGUUUAAUAUUGGAAGUGUGGAGACAUUUGAAAGGAAUUUGGAGAAUGCACAACUUGAGCUAAAUGUAGAUGUACAAAAUUAUUUACCAGUUCAUUAUAAAGAUGAAUUGGAGCUGCAGCAUGUUGUAAGAAUGCUUCCACAAUUAAUAGUAUGGGGAUUGUUGUUCGUAUUAUUCCGAAAAUCAGUGGCAUCAUUUGGCAAAGGAAGAAAAGGACUAUUUGGUUCAGUGAUGGAAUCAACUGCAAAAUUAAUUAACUCUAAAGACAUUGGUGUUCGAUUUAAGGAUGUUGCUGGUUGUGAAGAAGCAAAACUUGAAAUUAUGGAGUUUGUGAAUUUUUUAAAAAAUCCACAACAAUAUAUAGAACUUGGUGCUAAAAUUCCCAAAGGCGCCAUGUUGACGGGACCACCUGGUACAGGCAAAACGUUGUUAGCUAAGGCUACAGCUGGUGAAGCAAAUGUUCCUUUCAUUAGUGUGUCAGGUUCUGAAUUUCUGGAAAUGUUUGUCGGUGUUGGUCCUUCGAGAGUUCGUGACAUGUUUGCAAUGGCACGAAAGCAUGCUCCAUGCAUAUUAUUUAUUGAUGAAAUCGAUGCCGUUGGAAGGAAAAGAGGUGGUCGAAAUUUCGGUGGUCACUCGGAACAAGAAAAUACACUUAAUCAACUUUUAGUGGAAAUGGAUGGAUUUAAUACAACUACUAACGUAGUUGUGUUAGCGGCAACUAAUAGGAUAGACAUUUUAGACAAAGCAUUAUUACGUCCUGGAAGAUUUGACAGACAAAUUUACGUAUCUGCGCCAGACAUUAAGGGAAGAGCUUCUAUUUUUAAAGUUCACUUAGCACCUUUAAAGGCAACGAUAGAUAAAGAUCAGUUAGCUAGAAAAAUGGCUUCCUUAACACCUGGUUUUACCGGAGCCGAUAUCGCCAAUGUAUGUAAUGAAGCGGCUUUAAUAGCGGCAAGAGACUUGAACGAUAACAUACAAUUAAAACAUUUCGAACAAGCCAUUGAAAGAGUUAUUGCUGGUAUGGAAAAAAAGACAAAUGUCCUACAGCCUGAAGAGAAAAAAACAGUUGCAUAUCAUGAGGCCGGUCAUGCGGUAGCAGGCUGGUUUUUAGAAUAUGCAGAUCCACUUUUAAAGGUUUCCAUAAUUCCACGCGGUAAAGGUUUAGGCUACGCUCAGUAUUUACCACAUGAACAAUAUUUAUAUACAAAAGAGCAGUUGUUUGAUAGAAUGUGUAUGGCACUCGGAGGACGGGUAUCCGAAGAAAUCUUUUUCGGUCGCAUAACGACAGGAGCACAAGAUGAUUUACAGAAAGUAACAUCAAGUGCAUAUGCUCAGGUUAUUCAGUAUGGUAUGAAUGAAAAAGUUGGUAAUGUUAGUUUUCAAAUGCCACAACAAGGUGAUAUGACAUUCGAUAAGCCAUAUUCUGAACAUACUGCACAACUCAUCGAUACCGAAGUUCGUGCGUUAAUUGAAAGAGCACAUACUCGAACACGUGAGCUACUCACGGAACAGAAGGAAAAUGUAACUAAGGUUGCUGAACGAUUAUUAAAACAAGAAAUUUUAAGUAGAGAGGACAUGAUAGAAUUGCUUGGACCUAGGCCGUUCCCUGAAAAAUCAACGUAUGAACAAUUUGUCGAAGGAACAGGUUCAUUCGAGGAAGAUACCACUUUACCAAAAGGUUUACAAGAAUGGAAUAGAUCGAGGGAUGCGGAAAAGAGUGAAAAAGAAGUACCUGCAACGACGCAAGCAGUUUCAGAUAGCAGUUCUCAAAAUCAACCGUCGCAGCGAUUAUAAUUAUACUUUCAUGGAUUAUAGCUUGUUAAGUAUUUUGUAUUAUAGUUUGAAAUAUAUAAUUGUAAUAAGUAGUAAUAUAUGAGUGCAUUCGAUUGCAUCGAUUGUGUGGAUCAUAUUUGCAACACGAGGAAGCGACUGCUAUUGAGAAUUAAAAACUAUUUUACAAAAUACGUUUAUCUCCAAAUCCAACGCAUAGUAUUGCCUGUAAUCAACUUAAUUAUUAGGUAAAUAAUCAACCGAGUUUUUUAUAAGAAAAACUAAGUUGUAUAAAAGCACGUUAUGUGAAUAUAAACUAUCGAAAUUUUUGCAUUAUUGUAUUUAUAAAUCUUGUAUGAUGAUUGCAGAGUGUAAGAUGAGGAUACAACAAGGGAGAUGUAACUUUUGUUUAGAUAAUUGUAUAAAGAGUAAUUAUUUUAUUACAAUCGUAACUUUGUUUCGUUUUUUUAUUUGAAGACUAAAUGAAGUGGGGAACCAGGUAAAAAUAACAACAACUCGCAUCAAUUUUUUUGCAACGUAUAAUUAAUAAAGUUUACAAAUGUAGUGCAAUUAAACUGUUUUUAUCCUUAAAUAUUGUAAGUACAUUAAUAAUUUGUUAUGUUACUGUUUCGUUUUAUCGCUAAUUGUUGAGUUUUAUGUUGGCGAAAUUUCUGGUGCGGUCCAAUUAAAAAUAAUGCGUAUACGCUUGUGCAUAAAUUAGAUUCCCUCGAGUAUUAAUUACACUGUGUAACGAAAAUCAAACAAAAACGGUUCUACUUCGUUUUCUUUUCUGUAUACUAAAGGUUCAUAUAUAUUUAUAAUGAGUUUGGAAAUUUCGAAAAAACGACGAAGGUCAUUUUCCAUCGGUAAAACUUCUAGUACUUAGAAUAAAUUUGUUAGUUUGUACAUAUGUGUGUUUUGUGUUGUUCAAAACUAGAUUAUUAUUUCAAAUAAUAACUACAAUCAUUUAAUAAUGAAAUAGCCAUUAAAGAUGAUCACUAAAUUGCGGAUUAACAACUUCCGACGAUCAAGAAUAUAAAAAAUGUAGACCUUCGUUCAUUUUUUUCUCUUUCUAUUUCUCUCUUUAUCUCUCUCAUACAAACAUACACACAUACACCUUAUUCAGGAAGUUGGAACAUUUAAAAACGAUUUUCAUAAGGUAAGCUUUGAGCUCGUUUAGACGUAGACUUAAAUAAAUCGGAUGUGCAUGCAUCACGAUAUAUUCAUUAUCAGUCUUGGGAUUUUUUAAAAAUUUAUUUUGUGAGCCGAGACGCUCUUGGGAAUAUUGUUUGAACAUUCAAAGAAAAGUGUCGGGUCGAGAAAUUUGCUGAUCUCUAUUUCUACGCAUGUUUUGCGACAUUUAUUAAGGAAUGGAAAGGUUAUGUAUUUACAUGUUUGACAUUAAACAAAACAAACUUUAAAUUCCUUUGAGUGUAAGUCAAUCGUAUAAUUCGUACAAAAUUUGCUUUUACUUUAUCAACCUAAAUAAUACAUUUCAAUUAAUCAAUUUUUUGAAAUUCAACAAAUAAACAUGACAUUUCAAAAAGGCGCGCAAGAAAAUAGUUUCCAAACAGUAUUUCUCAAUCCGAUCGAUAAUCGAUUAAUUUUUGUUUCUCGUGCACAAUCGUGUUACGAAAAAGGUUAACAAAGGUGUUCACACCUCUGUUUGACGUGCAAUACUUACAUACGUGUAAGAUUUUAUAAAAAAUGCUCUCUUUGAGUAUCAAAGGAUUCUUUGCAAUCGUUUAAUGGAAAGAAAAGCGUACAAUUGGAACGAGUGAAAUGUUACGUAUUUCGAUGCAAUGUCAAACGGAAAUCACGUGAUACUCAAAUACACAGCAUUAGCACCUUAAUUGUUUUAUUUAUUGAGUUCCUGUGAUUCGUCGAAGCAAUAAAUCAUUGAAUCAUAUGACAUUUUGGCACCAACAUGAUUCGCGCAUCGGGUCUUUGUCGAUGCGCAAUAUUCGAAGGAACGGAACGAGGUUUCGUGAUGUGAGAACAAGAAAAUCGUUAAAAAAUUUUAUGGUUAUCAGCGACCAUAAAUUGCACAUUUCACUAAUUCUUCGACGUUUGUCGUUAUAUCUUUGAUCCCAAGACAGCGUUUUUUGUUUUCAUACCUCAAGUGGCAAAUAUUCUCAGUGUUUCUACAAAACUAUACGAUUUAUCAAAUUUAGAAAACCUUGAAAACGAAGCGGAAGUUCGAUCGAUGAUAAUCACCGGAUCCGUGAGACGGUAUCAAUCUAUGAAGACUCGAGACGUAUGCGUGAAAAGAAGAUUAGUUAUACGAAGAGAGCGUACAAUAUUCCAAACACUGAUUUGUUUCAAUUGUAAAAGGUCUCAAAAGAAAGCAUGCAGCGACGUUUUGAAAUUAAUCAGAGGCAAUCGUUGUCGCGAAAAGUCUCGGUGUAGAACGUUCGGACUAACAUACAUGUACAAUACACAUAUACACAUAGCAUAUCGUGCGUCUGUCCCCUAGUAAAUUAAUUAAUUAAUUAAAUUACAUGACAAUUUGUGUCACGUG